This is a messenger RNA of Sitophilus oryzae (rice weevil), 1986 nucleotides long. RefSeq lists its product as uncharacterized. The transcript has 5 exons. Gene Ontology annotation, molecular function: DNA binding. Bases 1 to 1986 code for a protein of 661 amino acids. Gene Ontology annotation, cellular component: nucleus. The record is from RefSeq and is a predicted model, not a curated record. NCBI's taxonomy places the organism in Eukaryota, Metazoa, Arthropoda, Insecta, Coleoptera, Curculionidae.
AUGGAUGCUGGGCAUCUCCGGACCAAUGGCUUCGGCGCACUCUGGCGCGGAUCACCGCCCGUCGCCGGUACUCUCGACGGCGCGGUGGUACCCAGAAGAAGAUUUAAGGAGGAUUUCUCGGUAUCAGCCAAGCGGUCUGGCGUGGCCGAGCACGUCGCCGCUGCCUCUGGCGUUGCCAGGCAGUGGCGUUCGUUGCUUGAUUGGGGGUUGAGCACAAAUGAAGUCCACCAAGAGACAGAAAGUAAUGAAGAAGCAAACGAUCUAGCUGGUAAAGAAGCGAUCACUCCACUAACUGGACCGGAACCGUUCUGCAUCCCAAGUGGAAACGAUCUUAAAGCGGAACUCAAGAACCUAGGACUCCACCUGAUGCCGAGAAAUUACAAACGAAAGACCAACCGUAGAAAAUGGGAUGAGGAAUCCCGUAGGUUAGCGCUGCAAGCUGUCGAACAAGGUACCUUAUCUUGUAAUGCGGCAGCUAUUAGAUACAACAUUCCUGAGCCAACGCUGAGGCGAUGCCGAAAAAAGCAACUUACAGGAGAAGAACUUCCACAUCAUGCGGGUCGAUUUAAUCAAACUUUUACACCUCAACAGACUGCAGAAUUUGUUCAAUAUAUCACAGAAUGCAAUAGCCGUGGCCUUGGAAUGACUUCAGUUCAAGUGCGAAAAUUAGCUUUUCAAUUUGCCGAGGAAAACAAAAUACAACACAGAUUUAAUCGCGAAACCAAAACAGCAGGAGUUGAUUGGUUUAACGGAGAGGUUAAAGAAAAAUAUAAUUUUACUCCUGAUCGCAUCUAUAAUGCCGACGAAUCCGGUCUAUCUACAGUGCCAACGAAACUACCAAAAAUUUUAACGCCUAAAGGACAACGUCGAGUAGCCAAAAUUGUAUCCGCCGAAAGAGGCCGCACAACCACUUUAGUUUGUUCUAUGAAUGCUGUAGGUUCUUAUGUUCCGCCUUAUUUCGUAUUCGCUCGUCAACGAAUGAAACCUGAACUGUUAAAUGGCUGCCCACCUGGAUCGCAAGCAACGGCACAAAGUUCCGGAUGGAUGACGGCUGAUAGUUUCCUGGCAUAUCUAAAACAUUUUGUUAGAUACGCAAAGCCUUCCGUUGAUGACCCAGUGUUGUUAUUGGUCGACAACCAUAGCUCACACAUUUCACUUCCAGGGAUAAACUUCUGUAGAGAACAUGGAAUUAUUCUGGUGGGAUUUCCCCCUCACACAACGCAUAAAUUACAACCAUUAGAGGUUUCUUUUUUCGGCCCCCUAAAAACCUACUACAAUCAAGUGUGUGAUGCUUUUCUGGUCAAUCAUCCUGGAGUAGUAAUUUCUGACAGAAAUAUCGGUCCGUUAUUUGCCGAAGCUUACUGUAAAGCUGCUACAGUAAGUAAUGCUGUAAAAGGGUUUAAAGCAUGCGGCAUCGAACCAUUUAAUCCCCUAAUUUUCGAUGACAAAGAUUUUGCUGCUGCAAGAACGACAGAACGCGAUAAUCCAGACGAAGACUUUGCAUCACCAUCACCAAGAAAGAGAAAAUCCACAACCACUCCUUUAACCAUUGACAUACAGUCAGAUUCUGAUGAAGACUUUCCUUUAUCUAUCCUGGCAAAAAAAAUAAAACUGAACCAAACACCAAUGCAAAACAGUCGUGGAUUAAUUACAGCUAAGGAAUUAGUUGAAGACAAAUUAGAAAGCACUAAGCGAAAAUUAUUUGAAGAUAACCAAAAAGCUUUGAAACAAAUUAGGCCAAUACCCACAGCCGAAAGCGCAUCCAUAACUCGAAAAAAAAUGUCUGCCUCAAUUAUUAGUAGCACGCCUAUCUUCUACUGGACACCAGCGCAGCGGGACGACGAAAAAGGGGUAGAAAACGCAAGAGCUGGAGAGAAGGAAGAAGGAAUAGGCAAGGAACUAAAAGAACGAGAGCUCGAAGACGACCUCUGGCUAGAUAGAGAGCAAUGGCGACUGGGCAUCGGAAGACGCCGAAGAGCGUUUUAA